Molecule: messenger RNA, 2130 nt
Organism: Sphaerulina musiva SO2202
Lineage: Eukaryota; Fungi; Ascomycota; Dothideomycetes; Mycosphaerellales; Mycosphaerellaceae
Exons: 2
Coding region: 11-2080 (689 amino acids)
Source: RefSeq, a predicted model, not a curated record
CUGCUACAAGAUGCCCAGCGAUCGCCUUCUGGGCACGUUGCUGAGGCAUUUGCAGAUCUAUACAGAUCAGCAAGAUACUCCAAGGCUCUUCGGGACCGCGUCGUCUCUAUUGACCAGUCUGAAUAACCCAUUAAACGUCACGCUCUUGACAAGCCAGCUGCUCUCCGCUCCAGCAAUAUGGACCGCUCCAGAAGGAUUGCGAUCGUGCAUGCGAAUGAUCAGCGUAUUCCAUGCUGCCGCACAAGCUCUGAUCAAACAUGAGAAUGCCGUGCGAGACAAAGUGCCUGAUGUAGAAUUCUCGCAACUGCAGCACGAGCGAACUUUAGCCAAAGAAGACUGGAUCCAGGCGGUCAUUGGUGGUGCUGACGAUCACUCGCCUCGAUGGCGGCAUUUACUGGCGAUUUCGGGACUGCUCCUGGGGUUUGGAGCUCCGGAGGAUGAAAAUAUAUCUCUCAAUAUGCGAAACAAGCUCGAGAGUGCUCUGGUCACUGCUGCUAACCUCUCUUUGGAGGAAAUACAGGAUGGCGACGAGUUGGCGCAGGGAGGCAUUACGCUCGUGUUAAACCACUGCUUCCCUGUCUUGACAAACUAUGAGCGAUCGAAGCUGGCGUACGAUCUGUUGUUGCCGGUACUCAUGAAAACCACUUUCUAUUCGAGUGAAGGGCUGCAGUCGGCCUACUUCCUUGGAGCACUGGAUCAAGACAUACAGGUAGCAGGCAGUGGCAAGUUAAGCUGGUCAGAACAGUCGCAAUCAUACCAACGGAUCCAGCAUUUAUCAUCGGGGCCGUUGAUCAAGUCGCUCGGGCCACUAGCGAGACUGGUUGGACAUACGAUAGAACAGGUCCGAGAUCCUUGGCUAGUCACAGCAGCGCUGGAUGAUCUCAGCAAUUUCGCGAGGACAGUCAUCACGCAAUGGAGGCAGAAUAGGCUAUGUGGCGUCGAGACUUCCGAACAGUCCAAAUAUCUGGAUGAGAACACCAUCACCACGACGUCGCCAGCAUUGUUCCGCUUACUGCAAUCCGUCCUGUUCUCCGCCGUCAUCAUCAUGCGAAGUGGUCUCGGUCGUGUGCUCGGAGAUUCCACGCUCGCGAGCGAUGAUCUGGCACCCAGUAUUGCACAACAGACCCUGCAUAUCCUUCGCAACUUGUACUUUAUCACCACUCGACAAGGUGCAUCGACGUUCUCGCAGUACAACUUUGUGUACUAUACCGCAAUGGACAUCCUCAGCCAAUACCCUGGCAAAGUAGAGGCCUUUUUGCGAGCCACCCACCCACCACAGAUUGGAACUGUUGCACAUCACCCUCUCGAUCGGACCCUCGACCUUUUCUUCCUCAACACGGUCGAACAUUUCACGCUGAUACUACCUACUCAUCUCACGGCGGAUAUCAUCGUCCCUGUUGUGACAUCGUACCUUGCUGCUGGCGGCAAAGGACCCCUUCUACCCGUCUUCGAAGCGGCGCACAGCGUGACACUCGCUGUUUUCUCCGCGCCACAAAAUGCUCAAGCAACGAUUGCCAAUCUUCCCUUCUACGUGGAUUCCCUCUUUCGAGUGUUUCCCUCCAACCUCUCCGCGCGCCAAUUCAGACUCGCAUUCAAGGCGCUCCUCAAGCUGACUUCUCCCCCAUCCGCCCUCGCUGUGGAACAACCCAUGAUGCCCGCCGUCCUCCUCGACCUACUGCACGACCGAGCGCUACGCGCAGAAACCACACCCAUACCGAUCCACCCGGGCACUCCCGAGGGAUCCACCGAGUCUCCCAUGCCAUUAUCCGAACAAACCGUUCUCACGCUCACCGUCAUCGACGGUUUAACGCAAGUUCCCCUCGACCUUCUCGACGAAUGGCUACCCAUCACAGCGGACAUGAUCCACGACAUCCAGGAUGGGAAUAUGCGAGAACAUAGCAAGCAGCACUUUUGGCACAUUCUCGUCGAGAGUGGAGAGCUGGAUCCCGAACGCAGUCGUGUCUGUCAUGCGUGGUGGAGUACGGGAGGUGGGAAAGAAUGGGUCUUGUAUGGUAGAGAUGAGGCGGCGUUGAUGAGUGGUGGACUCGAUGGUGGGGGGAUGGCGGAGAGUAAGCUGUGAGAAGAUAUGAUAUAAUAUUAUUUAGGUAUGCAUAGAGCAGGAAGUCUGAA